CCCCCUUCUCAUCCCGGCGGCAGUGCGAGGGGGCGAUGGGCCCGAGCCGGCGGCACCGGCACCAUGGCAGCCGGCGCUCUCCUGCUGGCGCUGGUGCUGGGCGCGCUGCCCGGCACCCGCGGGCCGGGGCCGGUCUCUGGCGGCCUCCCGGCCCCGCCGCCCCCCGCCGCCUGCCCCCGGCCGCCGCCGCCGCCUCCCCCGGGCCUCCCGCGGCGGGGCUGGGCGGGCUGGGGGCCGCGGGGCCGCCGCAGCUCCUGCGCCCUGCCCGGGCCCCGGCGGCGCCCUGCUGAGGGCGAGCGAGGGUCAGUGAGACUCCAAGGUGGCAAGAAUGAGUUUGAAGGCACAGUGGAGGUUUAUUUGAAUGGAGUCUGGGGAACAAUCUGUGGCAGCCAUUGGGACAAUAACGAUGCAACAGUCGUAUGUCGGCAGCUUGCACUUGGUGAAAAAGGUACAGCAAAACACAUACCAUUUUCUGGACUGGGCGUUAUUCCUGUUUACUGGAGUGAAGUGCGUUGUCGUGGUGAUGAAGCAACUAUAUUGUCAUGUGAAAAAGACAUCUGGCAGGAUGGAACAUGUCCUCAAAAAGUGGCUGCUGCUGUCACGUGUAGCUCUUCCCUGGCUUCUGUCUUUACUCUGAUCCGGCUGGCUGGUGGGAACAACGCUUACGAAGGAAGAGUAGAAGUCUACCAUGCGGGCCAGUGGGGCACUAUCUGUGAUGAUCAGUGGGAUGACGCGGAUGCUGAAGUUGUCUGUCGGCAGCUUGGCCUUGGGGGUGUUGCCAAGGCAUGGAGCCAGGCUUACUUUGGAGAAGGCUCAGGCCCCGUGCUGCUGGAUGAAGUGCGCUGUACAGGAAACGAGCUAUCUAUAGAACAGUGUCCAAAAAGCUCCUGGCAGGAACACAACUGUGGCCACAAAGAAGAUGCUGGUGUCUCCUGUACGCCUCUUGCAGAUGGUGCAUUAAGGCUAACAAGUGGGAAAGGUGGUCAUGAGGGACGCCUGGAGGUCUAUUAUACUGGGCAGUGGGGCACAAUCUGCGAUGAUGGGUGGACAGAGCUGAAUACACAGGUGGUUUGCCGGCAGCUGGGAUUUAAGUAUGGAAAAAGCGUGCCUGAGAGCUACUCAGAAGGGAAUUCUGCUCCCAUCUGGCUGGAUGAUGUCAGUUGCUCAGGGAAGGAGACAAACCUCCUGCAGUGCUCAAGGAGAGAGUGGGGAGAGCAUGACUGCAGCCAUCAGGAGGACAUCAGACUCAUUUGCUACCCAGAUAAUGACAGCCAUAAGCUCUCGCUUGGUCCUCCCAUCAGGCUGAUGGAUGGUGAGAAUAAGAAGGAAGGACGUGUAGAGAUCUUUAUCAAUGGUUUGUGGGGCACAAUUUGUGAUGAUGGAUGGUCUGAUAAGGAUGCAGCUGUAGUCUGUCGACAGCUUGGGUACAAAGGUCCAGCUAGAGCAAGGACAAUGGCAUAUUUUGGGGAGGGCAAGGGCCCGAUUCAUGCAGAUAACGUGAAAUGUACUGGAAACGAGAGAUCCUUGGUGGACUGCAUUAAGCAGGACAUUGGAACACACAACUGCCGUCACAGCGAGGAUGCGGGGGUCAUCUGUGACCACCCAGGCAAGAAGACCCCUGGGAACAGCAAUAAAGAUUCUCUUGCUUCUGUUUGUGGAUUGAGAUUACUACACCGCCGACAAAAGCGAAUAAUUGGUGGGAAAAAUUCUUUACGGGGUGGCUGGCCAUGGCAGGUUGCCCUCCGACUGAAAUCUUCUCAUGGUGAUGGAAGACUCUUGUGUGGUGCUACUCUCAUUAGCAGCUGCUGGGUCCUCACUGCUGCACACUGCUUUAAAAGGUAUGGCAAUAACACUCGGAACUACGCCGUGCGAGUGGGAGAUUAUCAUACGCUGGUACCAGAAGAGUACGAGGAAGAAAUCGGAGUCCAACAGAUUGUGAUACAUAAAGAGUACAGGCCUGACAGCAGCGACUAUGACAUUGCACUGGUGAGGCUACAGGGCCCGGAGGAACAGUGUGCCAGAUUCAGUACCCAUGUCUUACCUGCCUGCCUGCCCUUAUGGAGAGAGAGACCACAGAAAACUGCUCCGAGCUGUUACAUCACAGGAUGGGGUGACACAGGAAGGGCUUAUUCAAGAACAUUACAACAAGCUGCCAUCCCCUUACUUCCCAAGAGGGUAUGUGAAGAGCGUUAUAAAAGGAGAUUCACAGGAAGAAUGCUCUGUGCUGGAAACGUCCAGGAACAGAAACGUGUCGACAGCUGUCAAGGAGACAGCGGGGGACCGCUGAUGUGUGAACGCCCAGGGGAAAGCUGGGUCGUGUAUGGUGUGACCUCCUGGGGCUAUGGCUGCGGAGUGAAAGAUUCUCCAGGUGUCUACACCAAAGUUUCAUCUUUUGUCCCCUGGAUAAAAAGCGUGACCAAACUAUGAAUGUCCUUAAUCAAAACCAAACUCAAUUAACAAGGUUUGAGGCAGGACAGCUUGAACAGCAGAGUGCACACAGCUGGGGCCCACAGUGGGUGGAAACACACAUUUUCCUGAUUCACGUGGUGUUUCUGUUUUUGUUAAAUCCAAGCUGUAUACACACAACCUUUCCAGUCAGGGACUACUAUGCAAACAAAAUCCUUCUGUUUUGAGGAAGUUUAUAUUGCGUGAACAAGUUACCAUGCACCUAUGAUAAGUGGAAAAGUGACCUCCAGCUUAGAAUAAUGUUGGAGCAGGCCAGCUGGAGAGGUCCCUUUCAGACUCGCUGUUCAUGGGAAGCUCCAAGCUACUUAUGCUCCAAGAUUUUCUGGAACUAAUUACAGAUCUCAGAGUUCAUUUUCAGUCUAGUUUGUUUCAUCAGUUCUUGACUGGUUUCUUAUUAUUCCUAUGAUCUUAUACUCAGCUUUCUGGUUUGGACUCAUGUUUCAUUAGCUGAUGAGACCAUGAACAGGGCGAUUCUUGGUAAGUAAUUUUAUGUAUUAAGUGUUAGAAGGAAAGUAAGUGUCAAUAGUCAGAUGCCCAGCUAGCCUGAUAAACAUUAUUAGAGCUUAGUUCAUAAAGCACAUUCCCAAGUGAAGCAGGUAGUAUGCUGGAAGGUAGUUUCCCUGCAAAGCUUCCCUCCACAGCUGUAAGAGUGAGAUCAAGGAGGUGUUCAGACAAUGCCUAUCUGAAAAGGUCUAUGAAGUCUUAAACUACUGUUUUCUACGGUAGUUUGUAGAAACAGUAGUUUGUACAAUACAGUAAUUUGUGUAAUACUUUGACAACAUUCUCAUGUUUAGGUGCAAUACUGUUUCAGAUUGGUCUCAAAGGAAAAGUGCGAAUUAUCUGAAAUCAGUAACCUCAAAAGUCUCAAAAAUCUUUUAUCCAGUAACUGCUCAAAUUAGUCAAUAGUAAUUUAUGAUACUACAUGAAGAACUAGUUGUCAUAUGUUCUCUAAUGCCCUCUUAUAUUCUAAAUAUCAUUUAGCAAUAUCUAUGAGCUACAGUUUUCAGUGACUUAUAAAGUAUUUAUGUAUCUUGAUUCCCUGUGUUAAUUCCUUUCACAAAUACUUUCCCCAGGCUAAGAAAACCUUAAUGGUUUAUUAUAAAAAUGCACCAAUAAAAAGUGACUGUAAUGUCAAGACAAAAAUUAAACAACUUACUAUCUUUUCAGAAAUGGCCGCCUCAUUAAACUUAAAAUCACAGGAUCAUUUGGGUUGGACGAGACCUUUGAGACCAUCAACUCCAACCACCAGCCUGACCUACCGAGUCCCACCACCAAACCACUUCCCUUCAUUCCACGUCCACAUGGCUCUUAAAUACCUCCAGGGAUGGGCACUCCUCCACUUCCCUGGGCAGCCCCACCCAAUACCUGACUGCCUUCUCUGUGCAAAAAUUCUUCCUAAUGUCCAAUCUAGUAUUAUCACAGAGAACAGAGGAAGCAAUUACCAUUUUAGUGCAACACUAAUUGGGAUCAGUCUUUCAGACAGUUAGCCUGAGACUAACUCCAGUCAAUAGUGAACCAUGAAAGUCCAUACUACAUCUGUAAGCUCUAAGGCCAACUGGACUGCCUCUAAGUGUACUCUGCAUAGUACAUUUUUAACAAACAACCUUCUUAACAUGACGAAAUGAAAGCUGUGGGCCAUGAAAUACCCCAGUGAGACAAACAUGGCAGAUGUGUGGUACAAACUGUGACUACCAGUUACUGUUCUCCUGUGUUUCCUUUCCCCAGUCACUCAAGCUGUGACAGUAUUGUGGCCUUUUGUGAACAAAGUAGGAUGUUUGUAUUUGUGUUGUAAGUGGGCAUUCAUUCAUUUCUGUUUGCUUCUGUGUCUCUGCUGUUGUAACAAUAUCCAAGACAACUUUAUUUGCAUACAAAAAGUGACAAUGCUAGUGCAAGUGAGUGCAUACUUAUCCCUCAAUUUCUCUCCGACCUCAAAUUUAGUCUUCAACUAGCUUAAAUGUCUUGUUGGAACUGGUGCUAAAAUAGUAUACAUGAGGUGCUUUUAGAUUUUAGUUUUCUCUAAUUCUGCACUAUUGGAUUAGCGUGAAGUAUAUUAUUUAAAAACCUACCAUAAAAUUGUAGUAUUAUGAUCACCUACUGGUAGACCUAUGUGAAAGACUGCUAGUCAACUUCAGAACCACUGAUAAAAGACCCAUUAUUUUGAGACUUGUGGUGAAAUAGACUACAUAGUGCAAUACAUGUGUGAUGUACAGGGGAAAUCUUUAAGAGUUGCACGACAGAAGUACAAUACGGAGAAGAAAUUACAUACUAAAUGGAGUAAACAUUUAGAUUUAGUACUGUAGUUCAUUAGUUUUUCUCUUUUAAUAGAAUGCUUUAAUAAUUAGAAUUUAAAAUGUUGCACUACAGUUUCCAUGCAAACAGCAUGCCUUUUUUAGUUUCUAAAGAAAGUGAAAUUGUCUUUAUGUUAUGCCAUUCUCAUUUUUGUUCACUGAGCCUGACGACAUAAACGUAUGCAAUAAAAGCUGCCACACUGACUAGAA
This is a messenger RNA of Anas platyrhynchos (mallard), 4964 nucleotides long. RefSeq names its product serine protease 12 (gene PRSS12). Lineage: Eukaryota; Metazoa; Chordata; Aves; Anseriformes; Anatidae. Gene Ontology annotation, biological process: proteolysis. Gene Ontology annotation, cellular component: membrane. Gene Ontology annotation, molecular function: serine-type endopeptidase activity. The record is from RefSeq and is a predicted model, not a curated record.